AUGAAGAUGAAUAGUAUUAGUACAUGUACUAUCAGUAAAGCUAGAUCAUACGACAACACAGUAUGGGAGUGUGUGAUUCCAUACAUACAAAGGCCUCAAGAUCGGGCUGCAAUUUCUCUGGUGUGCAAAAGUUGGUACGAGAUCGAUGCCAUCACGAGAAAGCACAUCACUAUUGCUCUGUGUUACACCACCACGGCCGACCGCCUCUUAGGACGGUUCCCCCACCUGGAGUCCCUCAAACUCAAGGGCCAACCACGAGCUGUAAUGUUUAGCCUUAUGCCGAAUGACUGGGGCGGCUAUGUUACGCCGUGGAUCGAGGAAAUCGUCAAGUCCUCCAAUAGAAUUAAAGCGUUGCACUUUCGAAGAAUGAUAGUGAAGGACUCGGACCUUGAAUUGCUUGCCACUUCAGAGACUGGCAAGGGUCUUAAAGUCUUGAAACUUGAUAACUGCCGUGGAUUUUCCACAGACGGACUCUUGCAUAUCAGUCGCUUUUGCCGGAGUAUGAAGACCUUGUUUAUGGAAGAAAGCACAAUUGUUGAGAAUGACGGGGAAUGGCUACAUGAGCUUGCUCUGAAAAAUACAGUUCUUGAAAAUUUGAAUUUCUACUUGACAGAUCUUGUCAAAAUCUCAUCUGAAGACCUUGAUCUGAUAGCCAAAAAAUGUGCAUCUUUAGUCUCUGUGAAAAUUUCUGAUUCUGAUACUUCUGACCUAUGUGGUUUCUUCCGAUCUGCAACUUCAUUAGAAGAGUUUGGUGGGGGCUCGUUUAGUGCGCUCCCCGAGCAGGUUAAUGAAGGUGUUUUAUAUGAGCAAUUGAAAAGGUAUUCCACAGUAGCAUUUCCACCAAGAUUGUGCCGCUUGGGUCUCACUUUCUUGGGGAAAACUGAAAUGCCGAUUGUGUUUCCUGUUGCUUCUCGGCUUAAAAAACUUGAUCUCCUUUAUGCUAUGCUUGACACAGAAGGACAUUGUCUCUUACUACAAAGAUGUCCAAACUUGGAAAUACUUGGAGCAAGAAUCGUUAUUGGAGAUAGAGGAUUGGAAGUUAUAGCUCAAUUUUGUAAGAGAAUGAAAAGGGUAAAGUUUGAGCGUGGAGAUGAAAAUGAAGAAGCCGAAGGUGUGAUUUCACAUAGAGGAUUAAUUGCUUUGUCGCGAGGAUGCAUUGAAUUGGAACACUUGUCACUAUAUGUGUCUGACAUUACAAAUGCUUCCCUAAAAUGUGUGGGCACAUACUUGAAAAACCUCCAAAACUUCCGAUUGGUCUUGAUUGAAAAACAAGGAAAAUUCGCAGAUUUUCCACUUGAUAAUGGAGUUCGAUCUCUGUUAAUGGGUUGCCAUAAACUAAGGAGGUUCGCUCUGUGUCUCCAGCCGGGGGGUUUGACAGAUGUAGGACUCAGUUAUAUUGGACGGUACAGCCCAAAAGUGAGAUGGAUGCUUUUGCACUAUGUUGGGGAAUCAGAUAAAGGGAUUAUGGAAUUUUCCAAAGGCUGCCCUAGCCUCCGAAAGUUAGAAAUGGUGGCAUGCUGUUUUAGUGAACGCGCACUGGCAGUUGCUGUACUACAACUAACUUCUCUGAGGUAUUUGUGGUUGACAAAAUAUAGGACUACGGCAAGUGGUGGGGAUCUAAUACGUAUGGUGCGUCCAAACUGGAUUACUGAGGUGAUUCCUGCAACACAAGUUCCUGGUCAUAAUGCAAAUGGGGAAGUUGUGCUUGCCCACAUUCUAGCAUAUUAUUCACUUGCUGGGCAGAGAACAGAUUUGCCGUCUACUAUGAGGCCUUUGAUCCCAAAUAUCUAA
Messenger RNA from Fraxinus pennsylvanica, 1791 nucleotides. Lineage: Eukaryota; Viridiplantae; Streptophyta; Magnoliopsida; Lamiales; Oleaceae. The record is from the annotation of a GenBank genome assembly.